Messenger RNA from Rubroshorea leprosula, 851 nucleotides. Lineage: Eukaryota; Viridiplantae; Streptophyta; Magnoliopsida; Malvales; Dipterocarpaceae. The record is from the annotation of a GenBank genome assembly.
AAACACCAGAAGCCUUCCUCCCCUUCUCCACCUCUCCACUCUCAAACUGUGUACUCAGGAAAGAAAAAGAGGGGAAAGAUGGGAUUGCAGGGCCAGCUGAACGACGUGUCCUCCGACUCCAUCCCUCUCCUCUUCGUUGCCCUCAUCGCCAACUGUGUCUGCUGCCUUCGCAACUUCCUCUCCGGCCUGUUCAAAUCCACAGGCCUCCUUCCCAGCCCAGACUCCACCGUCGACGAAGUGGGCCUACUGGGCUCCGGCCUCGCCAGCCUAAUCGUCCUCACCGAGCAGCUCAACCUCAAUAGGGUUUUCUCCUACAGCUACUGUUGCGAUGCCAAUAACGGUGGCGGGAGCUCCGAUUGUGUCGUGUGCUUGUGCACGCUAAGGGAUGGGGAUCGGGUGAGGCAGCUGGAUUGCCGUCACGUGUUCCACAAGGACUGCUUUGAUGGCUGGCUCGAUCACCUCAAAUUCAAUUGCCCACUCUGCAGGUCGCCGUUGAUAGCCGAAGAGCGCGUGCAAUCUGCGCGGAGGCGCGUCGGUGGGGAUUUAGCUGCUUGGUUCUCUUUACGGUGAUGGAUGAUGCGAUGAUGGAUGUCGAGGAUGUUGAGGAUGAUGGUGAUGAUGAUUCAUCCAUAAUUAUGGUGCUGGUGGAUUUUUUUAUUUUUUUAUUUUUAGGAUUUUUUUACCCUUUUUCAUCUCGGUAUUUUUGAAGGGGCUCUUCACUGGGUUCCCUUUUUGUCCCUGCUGUAAGGAGUUUUCAGUUCACCCCUUUUUUAUUAUCCUUUUUUUUUUUUUUCCUAUUUUGGUAUCUUUUUAUUUUAAAGUUUCUUGACUCUAUUUGUGAAUGGAGGCAU